CCUUUAAAUACAUCUCUCUUGCCUGGUCUUCAACCCACCCAAAACCCUCUCUCAUCUCUAAAUCUCUCUCUCUCUCUCUCUCUCUCUCUCUCUCUCAAGAUCCUCAUUUGCUCUCUCUGGAAAUUUACAGAAACUCUUACUUUCUCUCUCUGAAAAUGGAAGUUGAACCGACCCCACCAGCCAUAGCCAAGAAGCUAUGGAACAUUGUGCGUGUAGCGUUAUUCAUGUUAAGAAAAGGGAUAUCAAAGAGGAAGCUAAUGGUUGAUCUCCACCUCAUGUUCAAGCGAGGCAAGAUCGCCGGAAAAGCCCUCGGGAACCUCAUGUUCCAUCACCACUCCUCCCUGAGCUGCCGCUCCAACGACGCCCUCUCCUUCGUCUCUCCCAAAGAGUACGAGUUCAGCUGCAGCAACAGCCCCGCCUACCCUUUCCACUACCCGUUUCAACUCAACAAGCGCAAGCGCCACCACCACUCCACCCGCUACGACGACGUGACCACGGUGUGUGCAGUCCAGAGGGUGCUCGAGAUGUUGAACAACGAAAUGGUGGAGGCCUCCCCGUUGACGCUGCCGGGUUUCGGCCGCAGCCCCAUGGUGCGGCAGCUCCGGGUCACGGACUCGCCCUUCCCCAUAAAAGACACAGACGAGGACCCCCAGGUGGACAAGGCGGCGGAGGAGUUCAUCAGAAAGUUCCACAAAGAUUUGAAGCUCCAGAAGAUGAUGUCUGCCCUAGAAUCCCCUUACAACAACAUGUGGGCUACCUGAUAAAAACCCAAAAAACCCCCAACCCCAUUUCCAUCUUCAACACACAAUGUUCUCAGUUUGAUUGUCUUCCAGAGCUUGUAGCCGGUGUGAUAGUUUCUGCAUCUCCGCAUUGAGUAAACAAACCGAUUCCUAUUUUUCGUAUCAGUGAAAGUCAAAACACCUGCACAUACUUGACUGACUUUUUCUGAUAUGCAUCAGUUUCCCACGGUUUACUCAGAUUCAAUGCUCAAACUUUCAUAACCGACCACCAAAUAAUUACAGUUUUGUUUUAGCUUUUCAGUUUCCCUUCAUAUUUUGCCUUAAUGACAAUAUGUAUUCUACUUAAUAAAAAGAAAAAAAGAAAGACAAUAUCCCAACGUGUA
This is a messenger RNA of Vitis vinifera (wine grape), 1123 nucleotides long. RefSeq lists its product as uncharacterized. NCBI's taxonomy places the organism in Eukaryota, Viridiplantae, Streptophyta, Magnoliopsida, Vitales, Vitaceae. The transcript has a single exon. The coding region runs from base 156 to 761 and encodes 201 amino acids. The record is from RefSeq and is a predicted model, not a curated record.